AUGUCAGACACACCCACUAGUACUGGUUUUUCCGCCAUUGUCAAACAUCCUCAGUAUUUCAUUCCCACUGGGGACACCCAAUUUUUAGCACAGAACGUACUGUUCAAAGUACAUCGUUAUUUCUUCGAGCGCGAACCAAGUUCCUUUAGAGAGAUAUUUUCCGAUAGCGAUGGCAAUACCAAGCCUUAUACAUUGGAUGCCAAACCCGAAGAUUUUGCCCACUUCCUGUGGGUGUUCUACGACGAAGACUUCGAAUACGAGAACCAGCCGCUUGAGAGGUGGCUCGUGAUCUUGAGGCUCGCAACACGGUGGGGCUUUGGCAAAGUGCGAAAGCUGGUGGUCCGUCAGCUCGAGAAACUCGACCUACAACCUAUCGACAAGAUCAAGAUCUAUUCUGACUUCAAGAUUGAUGCCCAGCUGCUGAUACCAUCAUACUCGACAUUAGCAAAGAGCCCCACGCUCCCUUCUUUAUCAGAGGCUGCAAAGCUUGACAUCGAAACGAUUCUCAGGCUCACUAUGGUGAGGGAAAGAUCGUUGCAGAAGGCGGCAGAGGAUGGAUGCCGUUCACCAACGAGUGCGAGCGCCGGGGAUGAAGACGUCAAAAGAUUCAUAUGCGAGAUUUUUGGACUCCCCAACACCUCAACGACUAAGCCACCCAACACUGCUGCUGAAGGAGGUUCCACAGAUGAUACCACGGGAGGCUCGGUUCCGACUUUACGGAAUCCCACUCCGGGAGAGAGGAAGAAGAAGAAUGCCAACGCAAAUGGCACCUCCAGCGCGAAUGGUCAGCACACAAAUGGAAAAACAACCCCCUUCUAG
Molecule: messenger RNA, 819 nt
Organism: Suillus plorans
Lineage: Eukaryota; Fungi; Basidiomycota; Agaricomycetes; Boletales; Suillaceae
Exons: 4
Coding region: 1-819 (272 amino acids)
Molecular function (GO): protein binding
Source: RefSeq, a predicted model, not a curated record